Messenger RNA from Diorhabda sublineata, 1980 nucleotides. RefSeq names its product actin depolymerising venom protein gelsolin 1-like. Gene Ontology annotation, cellular component: cytoplasm; actin cytoskeleton. Lineage: Eukaryota; Metazoa; Arthropoda; Insecta; Coleoptera; Chrysomelidae. Gene Ontology annotation, biological process: actin polymerization or depolymerization; actin filament severing; barbed-end actin filament capping. The record is from RefSeq and is a predicted model, not a curated record. The transcript has 8 exons. The coding region runs from base 128 to 1753 and encodes 541 amino acids. Gene Ontology annotation, molecular function: phosphatidylinositol-4,5-bisphosphate binding; actin filament binding.
AAUUGAUAUGAUGACCUCCUAUAUAUAGAGGUCAAUGCUAUAUAAUACUAGGUUUAUGUUCUAUUCAUAUUCAGUACUAAGUAGAGGAGAGUAACAGGUGUUUAACAUAAAAUUUUUAUAUCCACGCAUGCCCAAAAUGUUGAAAUUGGGUGCGAUUUGUAGCGGUGUAUUUCUGUGUAUCGCGUUUUUAGUUUAUCUACAAGGUUGUGACUGUGCAACAACAAAUAGAAGACAGCAGUUCUCACAGCCAACCGGAUUCACAAGCAGACCUAAUCAACAGACCGGCAAAAAAGUGAAAUUGAUGGACCCCGCUUUUGAAAAUGCCGGCCAACAAGCUGGCCUUCAAAUCUGGAGAAUCGAGGAUUUCAAACCAGUUGCUUAUCCUAAAAAUCAAUAUGGAAAAUUGUACACAGGAGACUCAUAUAUUAUCCUAAAUACAAAAAUACGAAAUAAUGGUGCCAAGGAAUACGAUCUACACUUCUGGUUAGGCUCCGAAACUAGUCAGGAUGAACAAGGUUCUGCCGCCAUAUAUACUGUCCAGUUAGAUGAACAACUCAAUGGAGAGCCCAUUCAACAUCGAGAAAUUCAAGAUCAUGAGUCUCAAUUGUUCUUGUCGUAUUUCAAGAAUGGUGGGAUUAGAUAUUUACCUGGAGGUGUUAACUCGGGUUUCCACCAUGUUGAUUCUAAUGCCGUUGAAAAAAGACUUUUCCAUGUUAAAGGCUCCAGAAAUAUUAGAGUUAAACAAGUCACUCCUACAAUUGCUUCGAUGAACACCGGUGACUGCUUCAUUCUUGAUAUUGGAAAAGAUAUUUAUGUUUACGUGGGAACUAAAGCUAGAAGAGUAGAACAACUAAAGGCUAUUAACGCGGCCAAUCAAAUUAGAGAUCAAGAUCAUGCAGGCAAAGCUAAAGUAACUAUAGUUGAUCUGUAUAGUCCAGAAAGUGACUACAUCCAUUUCUUUGAAGCCUUAGGAGAAGGCUCCAAAGACGAGGUACCGGAUGAUACCACAAGCAGUGAUGAUGAAAGUUUUGAGAGAACAGAAGAAGCACUUGCUACUCUUUAUAAAGUUUCUGACGCUACUGGAUCUUUACAAGUUACUAAAAUUGCACAAAAACCUUUAUCACCGAACUUAUUGGACCCCAAUGACUGCUAUAUUUUGGACACAACAGAUGCGUUGUUGUAUGUAUGGAUCGGAAGCCAAUGUGAUGCUAGAGAAAAAAAAGAGGCAAUGAGUAAGGCAGAUGGAUUUCUCAAUUUACACAGCCAUCCAAAAUGGACACACGUUGAAAGGAUCGUGCAAGGAGCUGAGCCUGCUGCUUUCACACAAUAUUUCAGGUCAUGGCAAGGAUUUGGGGAGACACAUCCAAGAUUGCUACGUUCUAUAAGCUCUUCUGCACGUCUGUAUCAUUGUCAAAUUCGUUCUAGAUCCCACAGGUUGAAAGUUGAAGAAAUUAAACGCUACGAACAAGAAGAUCUUUAUGAUGAUGAUAUUAUGAUACUGGAUGCCAACGAUAUUAUUUUCGUCUGGAUAGGAAAAGGUGCUAGUGAUGAAGAACGUGCUAAGGGACCCAAAUAUGCACAUAAAAUGUUGUCCCGGCAAGGUCGUGAGGAUAUUCCCAUAAAAGAAAUUAACCAAGGUGAUGAACCUGAGGAGUUUAUCAAACAUUUUCCAGCCUGGGCACCGGAUUAUUGGGAUAAUAUGCCUGAUGUAAGGAGUUUCAUCAAAAAUGAGAGAGAAUUAGAAUCUUCAUAAUUAUUUUGUGUACCUACUAACUGAGUGUUAAUAAUAACUGAAGAUAUUUAUCAUCAACGCCAAUGAUAAUUUAAGGGCUUUAUUUGAAAUAAUAAUGGAUACAUUAUACAUUUACUGGUUCUUAACACUAUAUUAUUGAUAAUAUUUUGUAUAGGUAUAUAUAUUUAGUUUGUAACAUUUUAAAGCGAUUAAUACUUAUAAAAAGCUAUAUGAAAUGAUUUUUAAAA